AUGGCCAAACAUUCCCGCUUUCCAGGGUCGAAUGAGCCGCUACACAUCUUCCAGGACGAUUUAUUUGAUUCUGUUAUCACUUCUUCAGUACCAAUGACCAGCCACGCACCAAUGCCUACCGUCUCGAAACCUUCCCGGCGCCCUCUCGGCAGCUCGAGUUCGAACGUCGUCUUAAACCCCCCUAAUGCUAAUGCUCGGCGAGGCAAUCUAUCUCCUCACAAAACACGCUCAUCCUCUCCGAGAUCACCAGUCAAAUCUCCUGUAAAUAAGCUACAUGCAGUAUCGAUGGCUCCACCUCCCCUUGGAAAUCGCCAGGUGACCGAUUCGCUCCAGAAGAGGCCUUUCCUCUCUAAAUUCAAGACCGGACCACAAAAGCCCUCAGUUGAUUUAGGAAUGCACUUUGGCAAAGAGAACGUCCAUCCUCAUAUUUUUCCCGCCCCGCAACCUAUUAAUCUGUCGGUGGAAGACUACUAUCCAAAGCCAAACGGAAAACGAGGACUUUUAGACGCAGCACCCAUUAAUGCCGGCUUCAGACCGAACAAAAAGAUCAAGACCGAAGACCAAGCUCUACCGCCCUGGGAUUCUUUCCCUCCUAUUCACGAUGACGGCGCUAAGCCCCAGCACAGCUACGCCCAGCUUAUUGGAAUGGCCAUUCUCCGAUCCCCAAAUCGACGACUCACGCUGGCUCAGAUUUACAAGUGGAUUAGCGAUAAUUUCUCCUUUUACAAUCCUAACGACGCCGGUUGGCAAAACAGCAUUCGACAUAAUCUGAGCCUUCACAAGAACUUCAUCAAAAUCGAGCGGCCCAAGGAUGAUCCAGGAAAGGGAAACUACUGGGGCAUCGAAACUGGAACGGAGCAUCAAUUUCUCAAAGAGAAGCCAAGCCGAAAGUCGGCUCCGAGUGCUGAGAACCUUCCAGUGAUGUCUACAAGGCUCGAGCCCUCGAGGCUCACUCCAGCUCCUCCACCUCCUGAGCCCAGUCUCCCACCUCUGGGACUGAUGCCCCAGAUUCCCCUCCCGCAACUUCCUCAAACACAGCCUACAACCCAAGAGCUCUCUUCAGAUGCCACUAUUCCCGUGUCAGAUGGCUCUGUUCCUGAGGAAGUCGGCGACAAGGUUAUAGAAAAUGAAACCGCCUUGGAAAACUCGCUUUAUUCGCCUGGUCUCGGCCUUCUCAAUUCGUCUCCAUUGGCGAGAAGCUCACAGCUCCGAAGUGGAACUCCUCCUCCACCCGGAUCCCACCAAAACUCCGCCUCUCGCUCUCGCAAGAGGUCAAAGUUUGCUUCAAUGGACGACAGUGGAUACAUAUCCUCCCUUGAGUCAUCUGCUCUUAGACCGACUGAGCGAUCGUUCUUGAUGACCUCAGAAGCAGAUAAACCAAGGAGAAAGAAGCAACGCCUCGGGGGUUCAGGUCGCGCUGAGGAUGAAAUUGCUCGCUUGCGCAACUCGUCCCCCCAUAGCCCUACCAAGCGUCGUUCAAAGUCGGCUUUUGGCCCAAUCUCCUCAUCACCGCUUCGACAUGCACAAGAUAAUCAGAUGCUACCCCCUUUGACUCCGCUUGUGAAGAUCAAGGCCCCUGAACAGCCAGUGUCGGUAUCUCCUGCUACCAACCUUGCUCAACACCGCGACAGGAUGCGCACAUUACUGCAAUCCCCAUUGCGUAGAGUAACAGAAAUUGGCGACGAGGUGGGCGGCAUGGGAGUGAACACACCGUGCCGCUGGAGCCCCGCUUUCAAACUGGAAGACAGCCUCUACAACUUUGAUGACUUCAGUGUUGACACCCUGGGUGACUUCGGCGACUUCAACACAUUCAACGAUAAUACCUUCGGGCUUACAAGCACUGUCUCAGGGAAUGGGUCACCACUCAAGCGGUCUGCCAAGAGAAAACCCCUUGAGCGCGCUGCAACCACGUCUGUCCUCGGCAGCCUCACAGGAUCGGCCGCCAAGAAACCAAUCACCUCUGCUCCAUUUCUCAAAGUCCCCGACACCCCCAUGCAAUUCCUGGAAACACCAAGCAAGGCAUUUGAGGGAAUGAGCUCUCCUUCCAAAUUUUUUCAACAAUCUCCCUGCAAGGGCGCCUCGCCAUCCAAAUUCGAUGCAAUGCUCGAAAUGGUGGGCGACAACGACUGGCCUCAUCUUGUGCUGGAUAACAGCCAAUUUAUGCCUGCACCGAGCUCAAACCCCAUGUCAGACUUCACCGGCCUUGAUAUUCUACAAGGCUUCGAGAAAAUCGGGUCUGGCAACGGCAAUGGUUCCCAGGCAGCAAAGUCUAAGGGAGGCAAGCCUGGCCUCGGCCGCAGCUUUUCCACCACCUUUUAA
Clonostachys rhizophaga is the source of this 2319-nucleotide messenger RNA. The record is from the annotation of a GenBank genome assembly. Lineage: Eukaryota; Fungi; Ascomycota; Sordariomycetes; Hypocreales; Bionectriaceae.